Molecule: messenger RNA, 3458 nt
Organism: Notodromas monacha
Lineage: Eukaryota; Metazoa; Arthropoda; Ostracoda; Podocopida; Cyprididae
Source: the annotation of a GenBank genome assembly
AUGACUGUGAUCAUCUCCGGCAUCCUCAGUAUCCUGAUCUUGUCAGUCAUGCAAAUAUACAAACCGUAUCUAGCGGCGCACAAGUUAGGAACUUUGUUGGGAGGAUUCGUCGGUUCCUUGUUGUUCAUUUUGUCUCUAACUUGCUUUGGAAACCUUGAAAUGGUCCUUCUCGGUGAUAAUUAUCAAGCCGGCUUCUUACCCGAGGUUGCCUUCUGUUUGCUAGGAUCAACUUUUGCCUCCGGUUUAAUCCACCGAGUGUGUGCGACGACGUGCUUCAUUUUCUCGUGCAUUGCGCUGUAUUAUGUGAACAAAGUUUCUCAUGACUCAUAUGGAAUUCCGAGCACAGGAACUGCAGGUCUCAAGUUGUCGAAGAAAAAGAAGCAGCGAAAUAAUGCUAUCAAGUCUGGUAAAAAUAUGAACGCUAUGCGAAUAGGUCGCUCGGUUUUGCGGCAUCGAUUGAUGCUCGCGAGCAAUCCUAGGUUUCUAGCAAGAACUGAACAUCAGGCAGCGCUGUCUAAAUUUCGGGUUUGUACCGUUCGUCGUGAAACUUUCGUGCCAGUUAGGCUGUACUGCAGCCAGCGUGAUCCACCGGAGUCAGGUGAUGGAGACGCACCUGCUCCGUACGACGAAACGCCGCCAACAUCAAUUCAUGCCCUCCCAGCAACGCAAACUGUUCCGGAUGUUUGGCCCGUAGUACCCGUAAUCGCGAUUAACAGGAAUCCGGUAUUCCCAAGAUUUAUUAAGAUCUUGGAGAUAUCUGACAAGUCUCUCAUGGAGAUAAUUCGGAGGAAGGUGAAGUUGAAUCAACCGUACGCGGGGAUUUUUAUGAAGCGAGAUGAAAAUAACGAUCAAGAAGUCGUUAAAAAUCUUUCGGAGUUAUACGAAAUCGGAUCAUUCGUUCAAAUCCAUGAAAUGCAAGAUAUGGGAGACAAAUUGAGGAUGAUCGUAAUGGCUCACCGACGCAUUAGGAUAACCGAUCAAGUACUGGAAGAUGCAAUGCCAGAGGGAACAACGGAAUUGAAGCUACGUUUUUAUCCUUCUGGCCUCGGUCGAGCUACUCAACAGCAUUCCUUCCUCGUUGAAGAUUCGGGAAAAAAUCAGCAAACUAAACCAGGGUUGAGGCAUGCAAGACGAUCGAGAACGAAGCGCGUUACGUCAGAAUCAACAGCAGUCACUAACAACUCUGAUAUCCCUGCAGCUGAUGGAACUGCAUCAAAUUUGCUUCCCGAUGGUGUUCUCAUGGUCAACACCGAAAACGUUCAACACGAACCUUUCAAGUUUACGGAAGAAGUCAAAGCUCUAACACAAGAAGUCAUCAAGACCAUCCGCGAUAUUAUUGCCUUGAAUCCGCUGUAUCGUGAGAGUAUUCAACAAAUGUUGCAUGGUGGUCAACGUAUAGUCGACAAUCCGGUCUACCUUUCGGAUUUGGGCGCGGCAUUGACCGGAGCAGAACCGCGGGAACUUCAAAGCGUCUUGGAAGAACAGAAAAUUCCAGAACGAUUGAUGUUGGCCUUGUCGUUGCUCAAGAAAGAGUAUGAGCUUAGCAAGCUCCAACAAAAGAUCGGCAAAGAAGUGGAGGAGAAAGUGAAGCAGCAGCACCGUAAAUACAUGCUUCAUGAACAGCUCAAGGUCAUCAAAAAAGAACUAGGUUUGGAGAAAGAUGACAAAGAUGCAAUUGAGGAAAAAUUUCGUCAGCGCUUGAAUGAAAAGAAAGUGCCGCAGGCUGUGAUGGAUGUCAUAAAUGAGGAACUUAGUAAAUUAAGUUUUCUUGAGGGACAUUCUUCGGAAUUCAACGUGACGAGGAAUUACCUUGACUGGUUGACGUGCCUUCCUUGGGGAACAUUGGGCGAAGAGAACUUGGAUUUGGAACGUGCGCGUGUCAUCUUAGAGGAAGAUCAUUACGGGAUGGAAGAAGUCAAAAAGCGCAUUUUGGAAUUUAUCGCUGUUAGCAACUUGAAGGGAAGCACGCACGGAAAGAUUCUCUGUUUCUACGGUCCCCCAGGAGUAGGAAAAACAUCUAUAGCACGCUCAAUCGCCAGAGCUUUGAAUAGAGAGUAUUUCCGGUUUUCCGUCGGUGGUAUGACUGAUGUGGCUGAGAUCAAGGGUCACCGGAGGACGUACGUCGGUGCUAUGCCUGGAAAGAUCAUCCAAUGUUUGAAGAAAACCAAGACAGAAAAUCCAUUAGUUUUGAUCGAUGAAGUGGACAAAAUCGGAAGAGGUUAUCAAGGGGAUCCCUCCUCCGCAUUGCUAGAAUUGCUAGAUCCGGAACAAAAUGCCAACUUCUUGGAUCAUUACUUGGACGUUCCUGUUGAUCUUUCGAAUGUUCUGUUUAUUUGUACUGCCAACGUGACAGACACCAUCCCAGAACCCCUGCGUGACCGUAUGGAAAUGAUCGACGUGUCAGGCUAUGUUUCCCAGGAAAAGCUCGCCAUAGCCCAGAAGUACCUUAUACCGCAGGCGAUGAAAAUGACUGGCGUUGAUGAAACGAAAAUUCAUAUUUCUCAAACAUCCCUCGAAACUCUGAUUAAGUCGUAUGCCAGGGAAAGUGGCGUUCGAAACCUUCAGAAGUUGAUAGAGAAGAUCCUGCGGAAAGGUGCUUACAAAUUAGUAAUGAAGGAGUGCGAAACGUUGCAGGUGGACGAUUCCAAUCUGCAAGAUUUGGUUGGGAAGCCAGUUUUCACUCAUGAUCGAAUGUACGAACAAACCCCUCCAGGAGUUGUCAUGGGUUUGGCUUGGACAGCCAUGGGCGGCUCGGUGUUAUACAUUGAAUCUUGCUUGAAACGCGCUUUGAGCGACAAGGCCACUGACGGUAAACCUGUAAUGGGUUCGUUAGAAGUUACUGGCAGACUCGGAGAUGUUAUGAAGGAAUCUGUUCAAAUUGCGUACACAUAUGCACGUGCUCUGAUCUCUUCUGUCGAUCCGUUGAAUCACGUUCUUCAAGAUGGGCAUGUGCACGUUCACGUUCCAGAGGGAGCAACACCCAAGGAUGGCCCAAGUGCGGGAUGCACAAUAGUCACCGCUUUGCUGUCGCUUGCUUUUGGACAGCCCGUUGCCCAAAACUUGGCCAUGACUGGAGAAAUUUCGUUGACAGGGAAAGUUCUACCUGUUGGUGGGAUCAAGGAGAAGAUUAUAGCGGCCCAAAGAGUUGGUGUGACCUAUGUUAUCCUCCCUGCGGAUAACAAAAAGGACUUCAGCGAUCUCCCGGCAUUCAUUCGGGAAGGGGUGACAGUGCAUUUUGCCGAGCAUUACCGAGACAUUUAUGACGCCGUUUUCAAGUCUCAGGAGUGUAAGGAGAAAGUGAGAACCUUUAGCUGAUCCAGUCGGAGUCAGUCUUGUGAUUCUGAGGGAAUUGCAGUGCGUGCGAUAGAUUUACGGUGUCUCUUGUUGCUUCUUUCACGUCUUUUGAGGAGCGAACUAUGACGAUGCCACGGUUUCGAAAUUCAUGUUUUCAUUGAAAA